Molecule: messenger RNA, 6705 nt
Organism: Peromyscus leucopus (white-footed mouse)
Lineage: Eukaryota; Metazoa; Chordata; Mammalia; Rodentia; Cricetidae
Gene: Syncrip
Product: synaptotagmin binding cytoplasmic RNA interacting protein
Exons: 12
Coding region: 344-2161 (605 amino acids)
Biological process (GO): CRD-mediated mRNA stabilization
Cellular component (GO): ribonucleoprotein complex; nucleus; CRD-mediated mRNA stability complex
Molecular function (GO): mRNA 5'-UTR binding
Source: RefSeq, a predicted model, not a curated record
GAGGAAGGCCGAGGGGCCAGGGCGGCCGGUGGCCGGCGGAGGUGGCAGGGGGAGAAGGAGGAGCUGGAGGAGGGCAGGGGCUGAGGGAGUGAGUGAGAGAAGCGGACGCGCCAGGGAGGGGAGGGAAGGGGGGUCACGCGGGGGCGCGCGCGCGCACUGGGAGCGCGCUCGGAGGCGAGUGGAACUGGAUCGGGUUUGCUGCCAGCGGCGUGAGCUUCGGCCGCCAUUUUACAACAGCUCCACUCGCGCCGGACACAGGGAGCAGCGAGCACGCGUUCCCCGCCACCCGACCCGGUCGGACAGGAUUCCUCGGCCGCAGCCCCGCGGGGAGAUCUCUGGAAACAUGGCUACAGAACAUGUUAAUGGAAAUGGUACUGAAGAGCCCAUGGAUACUACUUCUGCAGUUAUCCAUUCAGAAAAUUUUCAGACAUUGCUUGAUGCUGGUUUACCACAGAAAGUUGCUGAAAAACUAGAUGAAAUUUACGUUGCAGGGCUAGUUGCACAUAGUGAUUUAGAUGAAAGAGCUAUCGAAGCUUUAAAAGAGUUCAAUGAAGACGGCGCAUUGGCAGUACUUCAACAGUUUAAAGACAGUGAUCUCUCUCAUGUUCAGAACAAAAGUGCCUUUUUAUGUGGAGUCAUGAAGACUUACAGGCAGAGAGAGAAACAAGGGACCAAAGUAGCGGAUUCUAGUAAAGGACCAGAUGAGGCAAAGAUUAAGGCACUCUUGGAAAGAACAGGCUACACACUUGAUGUGACAACCGGGCAGAGGAAGUAUGGGGGACCACCUCCAGAUUCUGUUUAUUCAGGUCAGCAGCCUUCUGUUGGCACUGAGAUAUUUGUGGGGAAGAUCCCCAGAGAUCUAUUUGAGGAUGAGCUUGUUCCAUUAUUUGAGAAAGCUGGACCUAUAUGGGAUCUUCGUUUAAUGAUGGACCCACUCACUGGUCUCAACAGAGGUUAUGCGUUUGUCACUUUUUGUACAAAAGAAGCAGCACAAGAGGCUGUUAAACUGUAUAAUAAUCAUGAAAUUCGUUCCGGAAAGCACAUUGGUGUCUGCAUCUCAGUUGCCAACAAUAGGCUUUUUGUGGGCUCUAUUCCUAAGAGUAAAACCAAGGAACAGAUUCUUGAAGAGUUUAGUAAAGUGACAGAGGGUCUCACAGAUGUCAUUUUAUAUCACCAACCGGAUGACAAGAAAAAAAACAGAGGCUUUUGCUUUCUUGAAUAUGAAGAUCACAAAACAGCUGCCCAGGCAAGGCGUAGGUUAAUGAGUGGUAAAGUCAAAGUCUGGGGAAAUGUUGGAACUGUUGAAUGGGCUGAUCCCAUAGAAGAUCCUGAUCCUGAAGUUAUGGCAAAGGUAAAAGUGCUGUUUGUACGCAACCUUGCCAAUACUGUAACGGAAGAAAUUUUAGAAAAGUCAUUUAGUCAGUUUGGGAAACUGGAACGAGUGAAGAAGCUAAAAGAUUAUGCUUUCAUUCAUUUUGAUGAACGAGAUGGUGCUGUCAAGGCUAUGGAAGAAAUGAAUGGUAAAGACUUGGAGGGAGAAAAUAUUGAAAUUGUUUUUGCUAAGCCACCAGAUCAGAAAAGGAAAGAAAGAAAAGCUCAGAGGCAAGCAGCAAAGAAUCAAAUGUAUGAUGAUUACUACUAUUAUGGUCCACCUCAUAUGCCCCCCCCAACAAGAGGUCGAGGGCGUGGAGGUAGAGGUGGCUAUGGAUAUCCUCCAGAUUAUUAUGGAUAUGAAGAUUAUUAUGAUUAUUAUAGCUAUGAUUACCAUAACUAUCGUGGUGGAUAUGAAGAUCCAUACUAUGGUUAUGAAGAUUUUCAAGUUGGAGCUAGAGGAAGGGGUGGUAGAGGAGCAAGGGGUGCUGCUCCAUCCAGAGGUCGUGGGGCUGCUCCUCCCCGUGGUAGAGCCGGUUAUUCACAGAGAGGAGGCCCUGGAUCAGCAAGAGGCGUUCGUGGUGCGAGAGGAGGUGCCCAACAACAAAGAGGCCGCGGGGUACGUGGUGCAAGGGGUGGCCGCGGUGGAAAUGUAGGAGGAAAGCGCAAAGCUGAUGGGUACAACCAGCCAGAUUCCAAGCGGCGCCAGACCAAUAAUCAGAACUGGGGCUCCCAACCCAUUGCUCAGCAACCGCUCCAAGCAGGGAAAAGGGGUCGAGGCCGGUCCUGACCUGUUACAAUGAAGACUGACUUGCUAUGUGGGAUUACACCAGAAGCUUGCAGUGGAGUAAUGGUAAGGAAAAUCAAGCAACCUUAAAUAUCUCGGCUGUAUAGGAGCAUAUUCUAUUGCAGAAGACCUUCCUAUGAAGAUCAUGGAAUCAAAUACGGGACAUUGAACUAAUACUUGGACUUUGAUAUGAAUUUCUUUAACAAUUUUCUCUGCAGUGCAAGUUAUUAAACUAAAGCUACUCUAUUUUCCAAAUGUGUUCCAACAAAAAUCCUUCAUAACUUCUAGCAUGGUAUCUUAAUAAAGAAUAAAGUUCUUCUCUUUAAAAAAUCUGCUCUAAGUAGAUUUUUCCCCUCUUUUUUUAAUUAAGGAUCUCAGCAGUGGUAUUCUGAAAUAUUCUCUUGAAUUUGUGCAUUUAAAUUUUAUUGCAGUGAUAUAGAUGAAUGCCACUGUUGGUACCCUUAAAAUUUAUUUCUGCUCACCACGGUUAAUCAUGAUUGUCUAUAUCUUUUUUAUAGUAAUCACUUUUGAAUUGUGUUCAGAUGCAGUUUCAGGUGUAAUCAUCAGAGCUGGUUAGUCAGGCAUUCCAGAUAGUGGUUCUUUUCAGAACCUUUUUUAAAGGGUUGGUUAACUACCUCAGUAGCAGAGGAUUGAACUAUACCCUGUCUGUACUGUACAUAGAAAAUCUUUGUAGAUAAAAGCAAGGCUUGUUAAAUAUGAUAUGAGGGUAAGAUUUUAAUAAACCAAAUGUAACAUUCUUAGUUGCCUUUAGUUUCAGAGGCUUGUAAGACUUCCUCAUGACCAUCAUAACAGGCCUUGCUUUUGUCGUAUUUUGUGGCUGAAAAAGCAGCCUUGCUUCUUCAGAUAUUGUAGUUAUUUGGAUGUAUAAUAGUUUAGCAAGAUGUUACUUUUGUAAGACAUCAGAUGUUCAAAAAAGUGCAUCCGAACUUGUACUAAAUACUGCAGUGUCCCUUUAUAAAAAGUCAGACUAAAACUGACAAUUGUACAGCAAAGCCUGACAUUUGGAUAUUUUGAAGUUUUUCAUAAAUCAUAGAAAUUAGUAUAUGGCUGUAGUUUAGCUUUUUAGGUAAAAGGUAUGUUUCAUUAGUGCAUUUGUUACUGCUGAUCACUAUAAAAAUGUGAAUCAGCUUUCCAUUUCUUAUGCAGGUCAUGAUAACUUGUAGAGUAGAGUACAAUCAUUUGUGCUAUGUUUUUAAUUUUCUAAAGCACCUUGAUGACAGUGAGUGUUCAGUGGUGAAGCAUCCUCUAUUGAAUCACCCUCAAAAUUUUUUUGCCAAGUCCUAAGUUGAUAGCUUAAAGUCAAAAGUAAAAUGAUAGUUUAAGUAGGACUUGGUGUAAAGAAAUACCUUCUCCCCUUCCCCAAAGGGAUACUGCAGUUAUAUCACAUACCCAAUAGGCACCACGAUGAAGAUCAGAGCUUAUACCUAAUUAAGGUUUUAUACACACCAGUUCCCCAGUAAAUGCAAAUUUAACAAGAAAAUUAGACAUGUCAUAUGUUCAAAAUGCUCAUGGCAAACAAUCAUUUUUGCAUUCCUGCAAAUAAAAUUGUUUUAUACUGUAAGCUGGAGGCGAGUGUAACUUAUUUUUGUAAUAAAGUUUUUAUUUUUUUUAUGUGUCAUUAAUAUAAAUGUGUGUUAGUAUAGCAGAUCUUCUGGUUUAAAAACUUAGAAUUGCACACAUUUCAGUAUGUUCAUUUGUACUUACAUAAUUCUAGAAUAGUGGUUGCCAAUAGCCUGUAUGUUUCCCAUUAAUUGGUUUUUUUUUCCUUUAUUUUUUUUGUUACCUUAAUAAACCAUUUUAGUAUGUUGUAUGUCAGUUACUGGGAUAGCUGGGGCAUAGAGUGUAAUUUAAAAUUUGUCAAUAAGUAUUCAUUGGAAUAUAUGUAAAUGUGCCUUGCCGGUUGUUGAAACUUACCUACAAAAUGAGUAUGGGGUGACAAAAAUAUGUUCCUGGUGCUUAAUGAAACUUUCUUCCACUGAUUUUAUAUAUAACCCUGUGCUUUUUAAAAGUACAUCUCUCAAAUCGUAAGUUUGAGGGCUACACAAAACAUGUACAUUUCAUUCUAACAUAGUAAGUACACUAGGUCGUGGAAAGUGGGUCAAUUAUAUGUAGCCUUCAGCAAAAUCGAAUCUCAGUGUAAUCCUUGGUGCUGGCACUUCCCAGGUCCAAGGAGUAAAAUGAUCCCAUCUAAGAGGUCAUUGCCAUGCCUAUUGGCACUUAACUGUCAUACCAUUUUUAACGGACACUGUCAAGGUCUUUUAGUUAAUUCCUGGAUUUAUUUGUUGGGAAGCUAGAACAGGUUGUUUGACUUAACUGCAUUGACAAAGUUGAAAGAUGAACACUUUUGUGGGUUCACAAAUGUGUUCUUUAAGAAAAUAUUGGAGUAUUGAGCUCUUUGGGUUUCUAAGACUUGGCUAUUUUAGUUUGGGGACAUGGGAGGGAAAACUGAUUAAAAAAUUGUGAAGAAUUGAUGGUUAUACUUAAGGGUAAUGUAAACAGUGGUGAUGAAAUACAAACUCAAGUGAAAAUACUUGACAGUGUUCAUUUUAAUGACUUUGAAUUUAAGCCAUUAUAAUUACUUUUAAAAUUAAAUAUCAUUUGCACUGUUCUGAUAAUGGGUGCAGUUUUUGAGCAAUAUAAUCAGAGCUAAAUAUGCAUGUAGUGAUUAGUGAUGUGAACAAUUAAGUUCUGAGAAGAAUACUAACCGUGGUAUUUUCAAACUUCAAUUUUCUGUAGUAAAAUCAGUAACAAACUCUUAUCAGAAAUCAAGAAAAAAACAGGCAAUGCAUAUAAACAUAAUUUUGAAUGUUGUGUGGCCUAUAAAGCAAUAAUGCAAUUUAUAUGGAAUGUCAUGGGAUAUGAGAAAUGGAAAUGCGAAAAUAACUAAUCCUUUAGUAAAAAUGUCAACAUGUUAAAAGGGGGAAUGUUAACUAAUGUAGGUUAUUGCGUUUGUGAUUUGUUUAUGGGUUCUUGGCUUUGACAGCUUCAAAGAAUGGACAGAUGACAAGUUAAAUUUUGUAUAUAUUGUCAAGGAAAGGGUUUUUAAUAGUCCCUUCCUUGAGGUAAAAAGUUUAUAAAAAAGAAUUUUGAUUGUUGAAAAGUUACCUAACCAAAACAGACGCAAGAUUUUGUUUCUGCAGACUACUUGGCAAUCAAAAAGUGUUCAUAAAUUUAGCUUAUCAGUUUUUAGGAAGUUAGUUUGUGAGAAAGUUGUGUUAAUUAUAUUCUUCCCAAGCAUGCUUUUUGUGCAAGAUUUUUAGUCCUUGCAAUUGCAUCACACGUUAAAAAUGGAGAAUUGAAUUGCACAAAAGGAAUAUGUUCACGAUGGCACUUAACAGCAUCAUGAGAAUCUUAUGGAUCACUGCAGAACUUUUACUACUUGAUGCAAAUCUGACUAAACAAAAGUAUAAACAUUUUCUCAUGACAGAUUAGGAAUGACACAAAUGGAUUGAUGGGGCAAUCUGGGCUAUAUAAUUGUAUAUAAGAUAUUUGAAAAGAUGUAUUUAGUAUUAGGAUGAACAUCAAACCACACGGGAAAAUUAACUUUAGUGCAGCUUUUUUGAAAUUACUUGGUCAGAAACAGCAAAUACAUCAUGUUAUGAUGUAGUCACUAAUUGAUGGGGAGAAAUUAAAAUACAGAAGGGCUUUAUGCAUUAAAAAAGGUAGUCGAUCCGAGAGUAAAUGGUUGCUCAGGUUCCUAAAAACUCCAAUAAUACCCUCCAAGACUGUUUUCUCCCCACUUACCCAUAACAUGAACAGGAAAUCAGUGGGUAUAAAGUUAACAAAUAAACAACUUAUUUUAACAAUACAUGGAACAGACUUCUUGGGAUGAUUUUUACGGUGUAGUAUUUACUUAGUAAUCUUACCACUCAAUAGGGCAUGCCACUAAAGAUGCUAAUUAUGAACCAAGGCUCACACAGGCAUUUUUUAAAAACUGAGCCAAUGUAUAGAUGGACUUUUUGAGUCUGUCACUUUUUAAAAGUUCUUAAAACAUAAAACAUAUUAACACCACAGUCUGCCUUCAAUAAUGUACCUAAAAUGUUUUUCAGGACCAGAAGCAUUCAGUUGGACAACCUUUUUUGCAAACGCAAAUCAGUAUUACUCUGGGUCAAAGAUUUAAGUUUUUAAUAUUAACAGUAGUCUGGUAAACAUUUAGAAGUCUGACAUUGAGAAACAAAAGCUUGUACCUGAGUAUUUUAAUUAAAAAAAAUUAGAUUUUAGCUUAUUUAAAUUCUUUUACAUUUAUUUAUCCAUAGAGUUUAUAUUUAUUUCGUUCCUUUCGUCUCACUGAAAGCUGUCUGCAGGCUUUUUGAUUUGGAUUAGAUGUGUGAAGUACUGUCUUUCGCCAAAAACCUCAAAUUACCUGUUUUUUUUCCCAACGUAGUGGGUUUGUGCUUGUUUGGAGACCAGUUCAAAAACUAUCUGUACUAUCUGUACUGCCUCUGAUGUUAAGAUUUUAUGUAUAGCAUAAGGAAGCUAGCUCUGACUAUAUUUUCCUAAGAAUAAAGACCUAUUUUUGUAGCAUG